UUUACCUUCAGAUAAUUAUAUAAUUAGAUAAUAAUUUAUUUAAAUAACAAAGGAGAAGCUUGGUUAGUUUAACAGCUGUAAAAAUUGCAUUACUAAAUUAAAGAGAUAAUGACGUUUCAACUCAUAUUCCGGUGAGGUUGAAUUUAUAUCGUAAACUGCCUUUUAUUAAAACAGUUGUGAAGUCUUACAUUAACACAGUAGAAACUGUAAGAAAAUUGAGAGAAUGAAUAUGAAAUUCAAAGUUUACAUCUCCGCUCGUUACGUAUUGGUAUUAUUUUUGUUUUUGGUGUUUACGGUGAUGCAUUGUCAAAGAGCUGCGUUAAGUGUGGCAAUAUUAGCUAUGGUUAAUCAUACCGCUAUCUAUAUUAUGCAUAAUGAGACCUAUUCAGAAGAUUGUCCGCAACCGUUACAACAAAAUGAUACGCUAAAUUACAAAGAGGGUUCCUACAUUUGGUCACAGCCAACACAAGGAAUAAUUUUAGGAAGCUAUUUCUACGGCAUGGUGUUUGCUCAGUUUACAGGGGGUGCCAUUACAUACAAGUUCCGCUCAAAGAUAGUUUACGUGAUUUGCACCUUUUUGUCAUCAUUGUUCGUACUUUUGACACCUUUCUCUGCCGAAAUUAGUGUUUCAAUCAUAUCUUUGUCUCAAAUUAUUAUUGGAUUUGCUCACGGACUUAUAUUUCAUUCCACUUUCACACUCUUAGCUCAUUGGAGUCCGGAAAGCGAAAAGACAACACUUUCAUCAGUUUCUAUAAGUGGUGUUCAAGUCGGAUCAAUCACUGGUUUAAUCGUGACUGGAUAUCUUUGUAAACAAGGGGAUUGGUCUUUUACCUUCUACAUUUUUGGGACGAUUGGAAUUGUGCUUUCCGUAUUUCUGUUAUUUGUAAUAUAUGAUAGACCACAAGAUCAUCCCAGAAUAUCUGAUAAAGAGCUAAUAUUUCUAAACGAAAAUAUACCAAAUAUCAGUUCGGUAGAAAAAAAGCCGAAAGUUCCAUGGAAAGCUAUAUUAACUUCCAGAAUAAUAUGGGUGAGUUCUUUCACAAAAAUAUGCUGGGGUUUUGGUUAUUAUUCCUUGUUGACUAAACUGCCAUCAUAUUUGAAAUUAGUACUUCAUUUUCCUAUUCAACAGAAUGGCGUUAUCAAUGCACUGAUUUACUCAGUAGAUGCUAUAACAAUAUUUCUUUGUGGAUUUAUGGCAGAUUUUGUUAGGCGUAAAUUCUUCAGUAUGACUACUACGAGAAAAAUUUUUGAAGCAUUUGGUACUCUUGGUCCGUCGUUUUGUAUUCUAGCUAUCACUUUCUUAGGUUGUGAUAGUACUAAAGUAAUUAUGUGCUUAACUGCAGCAAUGGGAUUCUUUGGCUUUUGUGUUGCAGGAGAUAUUUCGUUAGUUUUUGACUUGGCUCCCGAUUUUGCAGGUGUUCUCUACGGAUUAACAAACGGUUUGUCUAGCAUCACAGGAAUAAUCUCACCUUAUGUUGUAGGGCUUAUAUUAGACGAAAAUCAAGGAGAUAUGGUUCGAUGGAGUUACGUAUUCUAUAUGGCAUCUUCUUUUUAUUUUAUUAGUGGUAUGAUAUUUUUAUUAGGAGCUACUGCAGAGCUUCAACCUUGGGCUAUCGCAAAAUCAUCCGAUAAAAAAGAAGUAAAAAAUUGAUCGCAAUAAAAUGAAGUCCAUUUAGAGAUUUUCAU
Messenger RNA from Centruroides sculpturatus (bark scorpion), 1686 nucleotides. Its product is annotated as sialin-like. The transcript is spliced from 10 exons. NCBI's taxonomy places the organism in Eukaryota, Metazoa, Arthropoda, Arachnida, Scorpiones, Buthidae. The record is from RefSeq and is a predicted model, not a curated record. Gene Ontology annotation, molecular function: transmembrane transporter activity. The coding region runs from base 224 to 1651 and encodes 475 amino acids. Gene Ontology annotation, biological process: transmembrane transport; monoatomic anion transport.